Molecule: messenger RNA, 4275 nt
Organism: Morchella importuna
Lineage: Eukaryota; Fungi; Ascomycota; Pezizomycetes; Pezizales; Morchellaceae
Exons: 10
Coding region: 1-4275 (1424 amino acids)
Molecular function (GO): protein binding
Source: RefSeq, a predicted model, not a curated record
AUGAGAGACCGGGGUCAAGGGAGCGGCGAUACAACUCGUUGUUUGCGCUCAGGCCAGGCACAGUUUACCGAUUGCGACAACGUGCAACCAGCUAACUGGUGUUCAUUAAGUUUCAAUCUCAUUGGUAGCCAUAAUUCAAGCCUCAGCCGAAGGCUGAUAUGUGCGCAACCCCGCACAGGAGCGAGAUCUUACGAGUGCUUCCGUGUGAGGCAGAUACCGCUAAAUUACACACUCGACAGCCUCAUCCAGCUUUUUCUAGAGAAGUUCCCCAACGAGAGAGGCAUCACCAUAGACCGGAAACGGAGCUCACUAUUCCAGUGUUGUUACGACCCAAGGAUACAGACCGCGAUCAUUCACUUUAGCCCGAGACCUCCUCCCCCACUCGACGCGUUGAGGUUUGGCACGACAUACAGCCUUGAUAUCUCGUCUCAAUAUUUGGAUAUUCUUAUCGAUAAGAACUUCUAUGGACUAACCCAACUCUAUACACCGAGCAAGAAUAUUGAACUUGAUGUUAUUGCGAUAUCUGGUCUCAAUGGACACGCGUAUGGUUCAUGGGCUGGAGAGGCCAAUAGUGACGGGCGGAAGAAGAUGUGGCUGCGCCAUUUCUUUGAAAGGGAUAGACCAGAGUGUAGGACAAUGAUAUACGGCUAUAACUCAAGGCUGGGUGAGCCGGGUAUUCAUACGCUUUCUGACUAUAGUCGUGGGCUGCUGGAGGAAAUAGAUAAGACUCGGAAGGGAUGCGAGGACCGACCUGUAGCGCUUAUUGGCCAUAGCUUUGGGGGCAUCAUCAUAGCAGAUGCUAUUGUCAGGGACAAAGAGAAUCGCAGAGGAAACCUUUUUAAAAUGACUAAGGCAAUCGUCUUCUUUGCCACACCACAUAGAGGCCUUCUUUUUGACGAUAUAGUGGAAAUGGUUGGGGAGGGAUCCCCGCGUCUGGACCUGGUUCACACUAUCGAAAGGGGACAAGACGCAGAGCAUCUCCUGUCCUUUAACAGUUAUGCUGAAGAGGAACACUUUGGAGUAGUGAGCUUUCAGGAGACGAUGGAAACAAGGAAAGCAGAGAAGAAUUCGGUCACUGGCAAGUGGGCGAGAACUGGCGAAUACUAUACAGUUGUUGAGAGGAAGUCUUCGAUCCUGAACCUUCCAUCGCAUCUCGAGGAUGUACAAAGUGCUGAAGGGGACCACUCGUCUCUUGUCAAGUUUGAUAACCAAUCAAACCAUGCUUAUACCACCCUUUGCGAGCGACUUAGAGUUUUAUUAAGUUAUAUUGAGCAAGCUAGCGGCAAAGACCUGGCUGAGAUGAACACAAAGCUCCGACUUGCCAUUUCGAAGAACGAACACCAGCUCGUAUCAGUCCUCCUAACACUCGGACGUGCUGAUCCAAACGCGAAGGAUAUCGAGGGGAGGGCAGUCUCUACGAAUGAUAUCCGUAUGCUUAAGCUGUUAUCACGUCAUGGUGCCAAAAUCGAUAUUGGGAACAUUCACCCCGGAUACGCUACUCUAGUUCAAUACGACGACCCAAUGCAAGUACUACGCAAGCGCCCUGAAGAGGAAAUUGAUUUGAACCACUCCAAACGCCGUGGCAUGGAACAUAAGGCCUCCGAGAAUACCUCCGGUAUUAGCCGCAGAGAGAUAUUGGCCUGGCUUUCAACGCUUGCGCCGGAAGACGAUCAUGAGCGUAUAUAUGGCAAGAGACAUGGGAAUACAGGACAGUGGUUUCUGCGUUCAACAGAGGUACGAGAAUGGUUGGGGAAACUAGAGGUCUCUCUUCUAUGGUGCUACGGUAACCCCGGUGUAGGAAAAUCGGUCCUAACAUCCGCUCUUCUAGAGAGUAUUCAGACAGAUUACGAACACGAUAAAGCUAUUGGAAUAGCAUAUUUUUACUUCAAUUUCCAGAUCACGGUCAGGCCGCAGGAUGUUCUCAGUAUAUGGAUCAAGCAACUGUGCCGCCGAAUGGAUGAACUUCCGAAUUCAUUGUGUGCCCUCUAUAAAGCCUGUAUCGACAAUGAUGUUAAACCAAAACAUUGCCAACUUAAGGAUCUCUUCCAAAAAGUGGUCAACUACUUCAAACAAGUGUUUUUGGUUAUCGACGCGCUAGACGAAUGCAGUAAAGAGAGCAGGAACGACCUCGUAAAUUAUCUUGGGCAGGUUUCGUGCCGGGGCUCCUGCAAGAUCUUUAUCGCUAGUCGACGGGAAGUGGAUAUUGAACGUAAUAUCCUGUCUGCUAAGUUUGCGGUCCUCCCUAUACAGGUGACAAAGGUAGAUGAGGAUAUCGCAGUGUAUGUCGACCACGAGUUGGAAAGCCGAAACCAAGACUACUGCGCUAUUAGCAAAUCAUUAAAGACAGCAAUUCGAGCUACGCUGAUACAACAAGCGAAUGGAAUGUUCUUAUGGGUGAAAUGUCAGCUUGACUUUAUCUAUCAGCAACCAUCAGUGAAGGAUAUACGCGAUGCGCUAGACUCCCUUCCCACUACGAUGCAUGAUACCUACGAUCGGAUCUUGAAAAGAAUAAAUGAGCAGACCGAGGCCAGAAGAAAGCUAGCGCACCGUGCUUUGGCCUGGGUCAUUACCGCAAAGAGACCAUUAACAAUAGAAGAGUUGGUACUCGCGGUAGCUCUGGAACCUACUACACAGUGCUGUAAAGAGCUGCAUGGGGUGUAUUCACAAAGUAUUGUUCUCUCUUCGUGCUGUGGGCUAGUCACCAAUGAUUAUGGGACAGUAAGACCAAUCCAUUUUACCGUGCAAGAGUUUUUGAACGCCAAGGGUCUCGAGCAUUUUGAAGGUAUGAGCACGAGAGUUUUUGUGACCCAGAGUAUACUUGUAUACUUGCGCUCCUUAUGCGUCAUGGAGCAGUGUGAGACCUAUCUGGGACGGUCUAUACGCUCCGCGUGUGUCUUGGGACUAGACCUUUUCCAAUAUGCAUGUACCUUUCUCGGGUUACAUCUGCGCGAGGCAGAGAGUCCACUACCAGACUGUCUCCUCAGCCUGGUCCGAUCCUUAAUGGAGGAUGAUUACGAUGUUCUUCGAUGGGUCAUCCUUGCAACAUGUGGGAAUCCAGAAAGGGCGAUGCCUGAUGAUCCUUAUGAUUCUUGUGGCUGUUUUGGACAUUGUGAUAGUGGUCCUGAUGAUUAUAUAUGUGUGCGUGACCGGGUGGGACGGCUCAUAUACACUAGUACUGCAUGCGAGUGUUCCCUUAGCCCACUAGGUCUGUUAUCGGGUCUUGAUUUGCUACUUCUAUACUUCCAGCUAUACCCGGAUGGGGACGUUGCGGAGGAGCUCAAUGGCGUGAUCAAUGACGUGGCCCGUGGUGGGUCGGUGUCUGCGAUGAAGGAGUUGCUGGACCGCGGCUGUGAUAUUGAUUCUCGCGACUCGCAUGGAAACACUCCCCUGAUGACUGCAGCGUCUUUUGGGUGUGAGCGAGUAGUUUUGUUUUUGGUUGCUAGGGGAGCGGAUGUACAUUCGUUGGGCAGAGGGGGGGAGUCUGCCUUGUAUUAUUCCUGUAAAAAUGGCAUGGUUGAUGCAGCGAAGAUCCUUCUCGAGCGUGGUGCGGACAUUGGUUUCAAGGUGAACGGUCUGGACGCUCUCAACCACGCGACGCGUGCCGGUCAUGCAGCAGUAGUCCAAACCCUUUUGGACGCUCAUGCCGAUUCCAGUUCAGCACACUACGCCGAUGUUAAUCUUCAGGGGGAGGAAUAUGGUACCGCUCUUCAAGCUGCAGCUUUCCAGGGCGAGGCUGAGAUAGUCAAGAUUCUGUUGGAGGCUGGCGCCGAUGUUAAUCUUCAGUGGGGGGAAUAUGGUACCGCUCUUCAUGCUGCAGCUAUCCGGGGCGAGGCUGAGAUAGUCAAGAUUCUGUUGGAGGCUGGCGUCGAUGUUAAUCUUCAGGGGGGGCGAUAUGGUACCGCUCUUCAAGCUGUAGCCUUCUGGGGCAAGGCUGAGAUAGUCAAGAUUCUGUUGGAGGCUGGCGCCGAUGUUAAUCUUCAGGGGGGGGGAUCUGGUACCGCUCUUCAAGCUGCAGCUCUCGGGGGCGAGGGUGAGAUAGUCAAGAUUCUGUUGGAGGCUGGCGCCGAUGUUAAUCUUCAGUGGGGGGCGCUUUGGUGCCGCUCUCUAAGCUGCGGAUUGCUCUCUCUUUCCGAUCACCGUGAAGACAAAGUCAAUAUUUUGUUAACAGCGGAGGCCGAUACCAAUAUCAAGAGGGGUUAUUAUGGCAGUGCUUGGGGUGCCGCUAUGAAUGAUUCGUCGGGAGAAAUAUUGAAAAUUCCAGACGCGGCUGUGUAA